Messenger RNA from Musa acuminata AAA Group (dessert banana), 2017 nucleotides. Its product is annotated as soluble inorganic pyrophosphatase-like. Lineage: Eukaryota; Viridiplantae; Streptophyta; Magnoliopsida; Zingiberales; Musaceae. The coding region runs from base 1156 to 1794 and encodes 212 amino acids. The transcript has 9 exons. Gene Ontology annotation, molecular function: magnesium ion binding; inorganic diphosphate phosphatase activity. The record is from RefSeq and is a predicted model, not a curated record. Gene Ontology annotation, biological process: phosphate-containing compound metabolic process. Gene Ontology annotation, cellular component: cytosol; cytoplasm.
UGCGAUGCCUUCCUCUGUAUUGUUUCUUCUCCACCUGCUCUCGAUCUUGACUUGAUUCGAGGCGGAUCUGUUGCUCGGUUCUUGGAUUCGUGAAUCGCUGGUUUGGAAGGAUUGUCUUUCUUCCAUUUAUUUGUUCGACCUAACCCACAUGUAAUCAUGAUCGGUGAGCAUCGCGAUGUUAUUCUUGAUCCAAUAGAACUAUUCUUGGCGUUUGGUUGGAGAAACUAGAUGAACGAUGGACUCCCCUGGUUCUGGGUUUGUUGAUCUGACCGAAGAGAAUGAUUUGGGAUGCGGCGACGGAUGUUUGGCGUCCUGGAUCCACAUUUCCACUCUUCGUUUCCUCCUUACUCUUUUGAGAUAUCACUCUCACGUUUAUGUAGCUUUUGGGGUCAGUGAUUCUGGAAGUAUUGGCAUGUUGGAAUCGUGUUUAUCGAUUGAAUAAGGGGAACAUAAGGAUUCAUUUCCAUGAGCUCUUCUUUUACACGAUGAUACCAUCUGCGCAAUUUCCAAGCAUGACAAAGUCCAACUAAUGAAUGUAAACCUAGUUAGAAGAUUAUAAGCUUGCCUAUAUAGUAGUGAUAACCAGCUCUGCUAACAUACAUAGACUCUUCUGAUAAGCUUUUCAUCUUCUCAAGUUUUAGAUAUUUUACAUAGAUGCAUGUUGCUGCCUUUCUGGGAUUUUAAAUGAUACAUGAAACAGCCCUGAAGAUGAUCCGAAGCACAUUUGAUCUAAUACCAAGACCAUUUCUCACAAGAGUGUUACUGCAGAAUGAAAGAGGUUGCUCUACAAUUUAAUUACAGACCAUAAAAAAGGUAAAAACAAAAACGCAUGAGAAGUGUAGGAAACAAAAAGGACAACUAAAUAAUCUUCUCAAGUGACCAAGCUUUAAUUCACCUUUGGAUUCGUUGACAACACAAAACAGGAGUUUUAAUGGCGAGAAAACUAUAUCCGGUAAGGUGAAGUUCUAAAGUGUUGGACUUAUAAAACAAAAUAAUAGAUAAUUUUCCUAAUUGCAAGUUAACUGUUCUACCUUAUAGGCUACCAUAUAUGGCAGUAGCUCAGAGAUCAGUCAUUUUUUGAGGUAGGAAAAAUUAUAUGUUGAAUCUUCUGUUUUCGGCCAGGAAAUUUUUUAUUUGCAAACCGGGCUAAGAAAUAUGAGUGAAGGGGAUGAGACUGCAUCAACAGAGAAUCACGCAGCUCCACAGCUGAAUGAAAGGAUUCUAUCAUCUAUGUCAAGGAGAUCAGUAGCUGCACAUCCUUGGCAUGAUCUUGAAAUAGGUCCCGGUGCUCCUGGUGUGUUCAAUGUUGUGGUGGAGAUUACCAAAGGAAGUAAAGUUAAAUACGAACUUGACAAGAAGACAGGGCUAAUUAAGGUGGAUCGGAUCCUGUACUCAUCAGUAGUCUACCCUCAUAAUUAUGGUUUCAUUCCUCGCACACUUUGUGAAGACAGUGACCCACUGGAUGUUUUGGUUCUGAUGCAGGAACCAGUUCUACCUGGAUGCUUUCUACGAGCCAGGGCCAUUGGUCUCAUGCCUAUGAUUGAUCAGGGGGAGAAAGAUGAUAAGAUCAUUGCAGUUUGUGCUGAUGAUCCUGAGUAUCGUCACUUCAAUGACCUCAAUGAGUUGUCCCCUCAUCGUCUUAAUGAGAUUCGGCGCUUCUUUGAAGACUACAAAAAAAAUGAGAACAAAGAGGUUGCAGUCAAUGAAUUCUUGCCUGCAAACACUGCUCGAGAAGCCAUCCAACACUCAAUGGAUCUUUAUGCUCAGUAUAUCCUGCAUACCUUGAGGCGGUAGACUGGUCGCCACCCUGUUUUCAUAACUGCUUCCGUGCAUGGUGAAAUGGAAGGCUAAGAUUAUCCUAUCAUUUAUCUUAUGAUUUUUGUGGCUUAAGCAAAAUUAAGCAUCGAAUCUUCGUUUUUGAGUUUAUGUUGAUUAAGUUUUUCUCGUCUCCGGCCGAGCUGCUGGGAUUGGGUUGAAUAUUGCAAUAAGAUGAUCAAGUAUUUGCCUUAUUUUUAUA